CCGACCCGGGACGCUAUCACCGCCAUUCCGCACCUGGCUCUUUUCAUUCGACACACUCGUUUCAAUCACACCAACCAUCUCCUUAUGUUUUGUCACAUCCGGCUACAAUGACGUCCACAACCUCUUCAUCGUCUUCCCUUGAAUCCAAGCAUGCGGUGCCUAAAUCCGUCAAGACAUAUCAGUUCUUUACACCCGAGAUCGCGUCCUACUUCAUUGCAGGAGGUGUAGCUGGUGCAGCGUCCCGCACAGUAGUCAGCCCUUUGGAGCGCCUCAAAAUUAUUCAGCAAGUCCAACCCAGAGGGUCUGGUCGAGAGUACAAGGGCGUAUGGAGAAGUCUGGUCCGCAUGUGGCAGGAGGAAGGCUUCAAGGGUUAUAUGCGCGGAAAUGGAAUCAACUGUUUACGCAUUGUACCUUACAGUGCCGUCCAGUUCACUACCUAUGAGCAAUUGAAAAAGUGGUUCACCGGCUAUGGAACUUUAGAACUUGAUACCCCAAAACGGCUCGCCAGCGGUGCUCUUGCAGGAAUAACAUCUGUCUGCUCCACAUACCCCCUUGACCUCGUUCGGUCACGAUUGUCCAUUGCCACUGCAUCCGUGAUGCACCAACAAGCCUCACAGGUGUCGGCUUCCUCCUCGCGACCCCCACUGACGGCGGGCAUCCACACGCAAAGCUCCAUACCACCAGUGCUGAAGUCGGAGUUGACAAUGCAGGCUAUGACACUGAAGGUGAUGCGUGAAGAAGGCGGUGUCCGUGCACUGUAUCGGGGGCUCGUCGCCACCGCGGUGGGCGUAGCGCCUUACGUUGGAAUCAACUUUGCGGCAUACGAGGCCCUCCGAGGUGUCGUUACCCCGCCUGGCAAGAAUACUGUGGUCCGGAAACUGGCAUGUGGUGCUCUUGCUGGGUCAAUAUCCCAGACGCUGACAUAUCCAUUUGACGUGCUGCGAAGAAAAAUGCAAGUGACGGGGAUGAAAUCGGGAGGGAUGGCGAAAUAUAAUGGGGCGUUUGACGCGCUUUUUUCGAUCGUUCGGACGGAGGGGCUCAAGGGGCUGUACCGUGGAUUGUGGCCAAAUUUGCUGAAAGUUGCACCUAGCAUAGCGACGUCGUUCUUCACAUACGAGCUGGUGAAGGAUUUUCUGACACAAGAGUAGUAGAGAAACUGUAGAUGUUGCAGAACACUAUAGAUUUAAGUAGGUGGAGGUAGAAAGCUUAAGCUAUUCUGGAGGUUGAGCGUAGUUGAUUAGUACCCUACGUAGUUCGUAGUAUUGUAGAAUAGACUUUUUUGUCUCAAACAUGUGCAUGAAGCG
Messenger RNA from Coniophora puteana RWD-64-598 SS2, 1304 nucleotides. RefSeq names its product mitochondrial carrier. The transcript is spliced from 6 exons. Gene Ontology annotation, biological process: transmembrane transport. Bases 108 to 1148 code for a protein of 346 amino acids. NCBI's taxonomy places the organism in Eukaryota, Fungi, Basidiomycota, Agaricomycetes, Boletales, Coniophoraceae. The record is from RefSeq and is a predicted model, not a curated record.